Molecule: messenger RNA, 759 nt
Organism: Sclerotinia borealis F-4128
Lineage: Eukaryota; Fungi; Ascomycota; Leotiomycetes; Helotiales; Sclerotiniaceae
Source: the annotation of a GenBank genome assembly
AUGGAGCCAGCGCGCACCUCUCGCGGUACAUUUGAACGAGGUCAGGGUCAAAGAAGAGACAGAGGAUGCGGAUAUCCGAACCGAGGAGUCAAUAUUUCCCAAGCAUCAGUUCCGGUACCUAGGUUUUCGGAGUUGUUGCCAGGAACACAUGUUUCGAUUGUGUUGAAGGUGGAUCAGGGGAGUGGGAGGGAGGUGCAGGGGUGGGUGGGGAAUUUGUUGGGGAGGGGGGAGCAUCCGAGGGGGGUUAAAGUUAGGUUGAGGGAUGGGAGGGUGGGGAGGGUGAGGAGGAUUGUUAAGGAGGGAGAGGUGGAGGAUGAUGUGGAGGGGCUGGAGGGGUUGCAGGGGUUGGGGGAAAAUGGGGAAGUGGGUGGGAGUGAGGGUAGGGGAGGGGAGAUGGGAAGAGCUAGAGGAAGUGGGUUCCUGGAUAGAAGGUACACAGACUUCAGAAACGACGGAUACGACGAGUCUACCGCUAUAAGCAAUACCACAGGAGCUAGUCUAGAAGACUACAUCGUUGUAAAAGGCAAUCGCAAGGGCAAAAAAGAGAGGACGCAAGGGAAUUCUGCUAAAGAAAAAGAAAAAGAAGAGAUUGGGGAAAUGGACGAAGCUGAGGAAUAUUCUAGGGAAAAUGCAAGGGAUGAGAUACUGGGGGAGAGGGAAGAAGUGUUUAGAUCGGAGAUGAGUACGUGUUUUGUGUGUGCAGAGUUUGAGGGUGAUGAGUUGGCGAUGACGCAUCAUGUUAAUGGACAUUUUGAAUAA